AUCUUUCCACUAUGUUAUUUGAGUUGUAUCAAACGUUUUGACAGGUAAACAACUAGCAUUUUCGCGGUUACUGAAAGCAGUCAUGACUACGCUAGAAGACAAAAUUCUGGGUGAGAAAGUUCACUGCUACUGCAGCAGUAGUGAAAGUGAUGAAGAGAAAUCAGAAGAUGAGAGUGAAACACCUAACGCCGUAGCGGGCGCUGAAGGAAAGUCAUCGGAUGUACCUCCGCCUGACCCAUACAAAUGGGAGGGAUAUUCCACAAACACCGGCCCUAAAGGAGUGGUUCAGGAUUGGCGGCGAUAUAAACAACUGGAGAUAGAGAAGCGCGCCGAACAAGAAAAGGAGCGGUUGGACCUGAUAAAAAAACUUUCCUUGACGUGUAGAUCAGCAUUGGAUGAAGAGAGAGACAAAAACAAUGAGGAGCUAGAUCCCGAACUUGCAGAGCUUUUGAAUGACGAGAACAUUUUACUUGAAUAUCAGAAACAAAGGAUGCAAGAAAUGAUGCAGCAGAUAAGUUCGCUUCCAAGAUUUGGCAAAGUUAUAGCUUUGACCAAUGGAGAAGAAUUCCUUGAUGCAAUAGAUAAAGAACAUAAAUCUGUCACUAUCGUCGUCCAUAUAUAUGAAGACCACGUACCAGCAUGUGAAGCAAUGAAUGGCUGUCUUUUGAAUUUAUGCCAGGAAUAUGCGAAUGUUAAAUUUUGCAAAGUUAUUGGAUCAGCUGCUGGUGUCAGCAAACGUUUCAAAAUCAAUGGAGUGCCUGCAUUAUUGGUUUAUAAAGGUGGCCAGUUGGUAGGAAACUUUGUGCGUGUCAGUGAGGAGUUAGGCGAUGAUUUUUUUAUGGAAGACGUCGAGAGUUUUCUUCUUCAGCACGGCAUGCUUCCUGACAAAUCAUGUGUACCUGCAAUUAUAAGGCAACAGAAAGAUGAUGAUGAUGAUGGUAAUGCUAGUGACCUUAGUUUAGAGUAACCAGUAUUCCAAGAAACUGUCGAAGCUAACUAUUUUGUCAGUUUGUAAGUAUUUCUAAAGUCACUAUAUGUUAUGGUAACACAAUUUAAAAAUUGUUAUAGUUGAUGCUCUUAAUGUGAAAUUAUAUAUAUAUAUAUAUCUAUAUGUGUGUGUGUGUAUCAUAAAAGCAAUGAGA
Schistocerca nitens (vagrant locust) is the source of this 1142-nucleotide messenger RNA. Its product is annotated as phosducin-like protein. The record is from RefSeq and is a predicted model, not a curated record. Bases 83 to 967 code for a protein of 294 amino acids. The transcript has a single exon. Lineage: Eukaryota; Metazoa; Arthropoda; Insecta; Orthoptera; Acrididae. Gene Ontology annotation, biological process: regulation of G protein-coupled receptor signaling pathway.